CUUCCACUAAGAAAAGCAGAGGCACAGAUGUGAUGGCUGUGACUAUCAUAAUCCAAUCACACUAAUCUCAUCUCAGUAGGAUGAGCAGCGAUCCAUGGUCCAGAGUGAUGAUCAGCACACCAUGGUGGAACCCUAAUUUUCCUGAAUGACUGCAAAUACCCUUUGUGGAGUAGGCAGGGUUUGAUGUGCUGGGGUCCAUAAACAGGAGGGAAAAAAAGUUUUUUUUUCCAUAAUUAAGAGGAUUUGAGGGAUGAGGGACCCAUCAAAUUUUCAUUUUUUGAAUCUUUGCCCAAUGUCUGCAUCAGUUUUAAUGAGCAAGAAAACCUAUUUUGACCCUUGAUUUUUCUUCCAUCUAUCUCUCUCUCUCUCUGAAUUUUCCAACAAGAGCUGUUGUCCAAUGGUUCUGUGAUUUGUUCCUCAUUUCUAUAAUAGAACUACAAGCACGCCAUGCAGACCCCUUCAUUCUCACCUUCUUUAAUGGUUUAGGUUUGCUUUUGCUGCUGUCUCUGUACGUCUCGUCUUAAACACAAUCUUGUGCUUGGUGUGUUGCGCCGCUGAGUUGAUGUGAUGGGCCCUAUUCUCCACUGAGAAUUAAUGGAGAGAGGGGGUCUGGAUGACUGUAUCUCAUCUGCUAUUUCAGUGCUUUUUUCCCCCAUUUAGCGCUGUCCCGCAUUUUGGGGUUUGGAAUUUCUUCGAUGGGUGCGAUUUGGGGUUUCUGAUUUUCUUCGCUUGAAGCCAUGGCAGGUGAUCGUGCAAGGUUUUUCUACGUGGGUUUUUGGUUUUGGAAAUUAUUCGUGGAGGUGUACUGAUGGUAAUGCUGGUUCUGUGGUAUCACAUGAUUGUGCUCACUGUGGUUUUUGGUUUUUGCCUGCGAAAGACCCAGCUUGUGGGGUUAAUUACUUUGCGUUUAAUCGAGUUCUAAUGAUAUGGAUUCUUGAUUCUGGAGAUUGGUUUUGGAAAUUAAGAGCUAAGGAGCUUCUUGUGCAAAUCGAGACUUCGCUUUAUUUCUUCUCUUCCGACACAAACCCAGACUUGGUGAGAGAUUCUGUACAAAUUUUCAAAGAUCAGGGUCUGAAUCAUGAUGAUCGACGGAUGAGUGUUUGAUUUGGGUGUUGGGUUUUUGAUAUAUGUGCAAUUGACCAGGUCUUGAAUGAAGAAAAUGGACAGAGUGAUUCAACCUCCUCUGGUUGAUACAACAGCAUGUUUAUGUAGAGUAGAUGCAGGACUCAAAACUGUUGCCGGGGCUAAGAAAUAUGUCCCUGGGACAAAACUGUGUCUUCAGCCUGACAUCAAACCAUCCAUUCAUCCUUCCAAGCACAAACCAGGGCGUGGUGACAGGAACCGCAUCCAGUCCCCUCUGCUUCCAGGGCUUCCUGAUGAUCUUGCCAUUGCUUGCUUAAUCCGAGUCCCACGAGUUGAGCACCGUAAACUUCGACUUGUCUGUAAAAGAUGGUACCGUCUUUUGGCUGGCAACUUUUUUUACUCACUCCGAAAGAGUCUUGGAAUUGCAGAAGAAUGGAUAUAUGUUAUGAAGAGAGACAAAGAUGGGAAAAUAUCAUGGCAUGCUUUUGACCCAAUAUACCAGCUCUGGCAGCCCCUCCCACCUGUCCCAAAAGAAUAUUCAGAAGCUCUAGGGUUUGGAUGUGCUGUUCUUAGUGGCUGUCACCUCUACUUAAUUGGUGGCAAGGAUCCAAUUCGGGGAUCAAUGAGACGAGUCAUUUUUUAUAGUGCUCGCACAAAUAAGUGGCACCGUGCCCCAGAUAUGCUUCGUCGACGACAUUUCUUUGGCUCGUGUGUCAUAAACAACUGCUUGUAUGUAGCUGGUGGGGAGAAUGAGGGGGUGCACCGAUCCUUGAGAUCAGCUGAAGUUUACGAUCCCAACAAGAAUAGAUGGUCCUACAUUUCAGAUAUGAGUACAGCUAUGGUACCUUUCAUUGGGGUUGUUUACGAGGGCAAGUGGUUCUUGAAGGGCCUUGGUUCCCACCGACAGGUUCUGAGCGAGGCCUACCAGCCAGAAACUGACAGCUGGUAUCCUGUCUAUGAUGGAAUGAUUGCAGGCUGGAGGAACCCUAGUGCUUCACUAAAUGGCCAACUCUAUGCUUUGGAGUGCAAGGACGGCUGCAAACUCCGAGUUUAUGAUGAAGCAACAGAUUCUUGGAGCAAGCAUAUUGAUAGUAAGAUGCAUUUGGGGAAUUCCAGGGCUUUAGAGGCAGCUGCACUGGUCCCACUAAGUGGAAAACUCUGUAUUAUUCGUAAUAAUAUGAGCAUUACCUUGGUUGAUGUUUCAAAUUCUGAAGAUGUUACCGGGGCUACAGCUGAACACUUGUGGGAAACUAUUGCUGGAAAAGGGCAGUUCAAAACUUUCGUUACGAACCUGUGGUCGAGCCUUGCUGGUAGGAACCGACUUAAAAGUCACAUUGUUCACUGCCAAGUUCUUCAAGCUUGAAGGCUGUAAAAGCAUACAGUGGAAUCAAAGGAAGGCGGACCAGUUUUCAAACUUUUCAUUUCUCCAUUCGAUGGCCUGCUGCAUAUGCAUCAGAGAGCCAAAAGCAUGGAGCAUUGAGACAGAAAGUGAUGAACACGAAGUCCAAUGUUGCUGGUGUAAGUUGGUGUUAGUAAAACGAUACUUGUGUUCCAAUAUAGGCAUCAGAUUGAUGACCAUGUUUGUUUUGCCUGAUCAUAUCUAGUCCUGCAGAAUAUUUUGUACAAUACACAGUUGUAAUGUUUUGAAAAUUAAAGAGCCUGUUAUCCAA
Messenger RNA from Malania oleifera, 2753 nucleotides. Its product is annotated as F-box/kelch-repeat protein At1g55270-like. The transcript has 3 exons. Bases 1151 to 2446 code for a protein of 431 amino acids. The record is from RefSeq and is a predicted model, not a curated record. Lineage: Eukaryota; Viridiplantae; Streptophyta; Magnoliopsida; Santalales; Ximeniaceae. Gene Ontology annotation, molecular function: protein binding.